This is a messenger RNA of Liolophura sinensis, 1017 nucleotides long. Its product is annotated as LYR motif-containing protein 4-like. Gene Ontology annotation, cellular component: L-cysteine desulfurase complex; mitochondrion. Lineage: Eukaryota; Metazoa; Mollusca; Polyplacophora; Chitonida; Chitonidae. Gene Ontology annotation, biological process: iron-sulfur cluster assembly. The record is from RefSeq and is a predicted model, not a curated record. Bases 110 to 403 code for a protein of 97 amino acids. The transcript is spliced from 3 exons.
UGAACUAGAAGAACAAAUCGCUGACAGUCAUCAGUCCGUCCCUCCCAACAUCAACACGUGUGUGAAUCCUGGAACUCUUCAGUGUUUGAAGGAAGGUAAAGUAUCCAAGAUGUCAGCCACCAGGCAGGGAGUGUUGACUUUGUACAAAUCUUUACUUCGCGAAAGCCAAAAAUUUACGGGUUAUAAUUACAGAACAUAUGCGUUAAGAAGAACAAGAGAUGCCUUCAAAGAACAUAAAUCGGCACCACCAGAAGAAGUGGAAAGCCUCUUAAGGAAAGCUCAACAUAAUUUAAAUGUUAUUAAAAGACAGGCAGCUGUUAGCCAGAUGUAUGGCGAUAAGCCAGUGGUUGUGGAGCACCAGCCCAGGGCAAAAUCACAGUCUACUCACAAGGGAAUGACUUAGAUGUGUGUAUGUGAGGACAAGGAUGAUCAGGGAGGACAUUUUCCAGGUGGCUGACACGGCUGGAUGAAGUUUUGUAACUCAAGUUCCUGGGAGUUUCUCUGCCAGAUUCCCGGGGAGGGAAUGAGUGAUUAACUGUAAAACAGUCUUGAUUGUGGGGAAUCUUUUUGACUGUGUUAUAUAAUGGAAGCAUUGUGUACAUGUAUCUUGCAGUGUUGAGUGAAUGGUUUGGGGUUUUUGUGGCAUUAAGUGUACAGGCUGGUAGUGUGAAAAACUGCCUGUCGUACCAUUUGGGAUGUACCAGUAUAAUGUCAAAUAGAACUACUCCUGGUUAGUAAAGUUGCAAUGCAUGAUGACUACCCCUAAAUGAACAUGAAUUUCGUCCAUGACUAAUUUGCCCAUUUUUUCCCGAUACUGAAAGUUCCAUUGAGUUUAGAAAGGUGUUUUGAGGUUUGCUUGGAACACAGGAUGAUAUUCUGCUGGAAAAUUGUAAGUUUCAGCACCAAGACUAAUAUUUUGUGACAUUUAUUUGCCUCUAAAAAUGCACUUUUGUGGCUGAAACUUUAGGUCAUAUAGGGUAGUCCCCUUGUUAGCAGAUUUUAUCCAUGGUAAACUAA